Molecule: messenger RNA, 1608 nt
Organism: Neopsephotus bourkii (Bourke's parrot)
Lineage: Eukaryota; Metazoa; Chordata; Aves; Psittaciformes; Psittacidae
Gene: GALR1
Product: galanin receptor 1
Exons: 3
Coding region: 167-1252 (361 amino acids)
Biological process (GO): negative regulation of adenylate cyclase activity; G protein-coupled receptor signaling pathway; positive regulation of cytosolic calcium ion concentration
Cellular component (GO): membrane
Molecular function (GO): galanin receptor activity
Source: RefSeq, a predicted model, not a curated record
UCCCUCCCUCCCCAUUCCCUGCCUUUCUCUCUCCCUCUUUUCCUCCCCGGCACCUCCCGGCCCUGGUGGGGGGCCGCCUCCCCUGGCUGGCCGCGGGCGGGGUGCCGGGAAGCGGCAGCCCCCUUUAUUCCCCCGCGGAAACUUUGGCCGGCUUGGAAGGGGGAGGAUGGAGCUGGCGGAGGCCGUGGCGUCCCCCCUCAAUUGGUCCCGAGAUGAGGCAGAGCCUCCCCGCGGGGAGUUCAACCUCUCCGGGCUGCCAGUGACAGAGGGGAAGCCCUUCUUCGGCAUCGGCAUCGAGAACUUCAUCACCUUGAUCGUCUUUGUGUUGAUCUUCGCCAUGGGGGUGCUGGGCAACUCGCUGGUGAUCACGGUGUUGGCAAGGAGCAAGCCAGGCAAACGCCGCAGCACUACCAACAUCUUCAUCCUCAACCUGAGUAUCGCUGACCUGGCCUACCUGCUGUUCUGCAUCCCCUUCCAGUCCACAGUCUAUGUGCUCCCUACCUGGGUGCUGGGUGCCUUCGUCUGCAAGUUCAUCCACUACUUCUUCACCGUCUCCAUGCUGGUGAGCAUCUUCACGCUCUCGGCCAUGUCAGUGGACCGCUACGUGGCCAUUGUGCACUCCCGACGCUCCUCAGCCUUGCGUGUUUCCCGCAACGCACUGCUGGGUGUGGGGCUCAUCUGGGUGCUCUCCUUCGCCAUGGCCUCACCUGUGGCUCACUACCAGCGCCUCUUCCACCGUGAGGCCUCCAACCAGACCUUUUGCUGGGAGCAGUGGCCCAACCCGCGCUACAAGAAGGUCUAUGUAGUUUGCAUGUUUGUCUUCGGAUAUCUGCUCCCGCUGCUGCUCAUCUCCUUCUGUUAUGCCAAGGUUCUUAAUCAUCUGCAUAAGAAGUUGAGAAACAUGUCAAAGAAGUCAGAAGCAUCCAAGAAAAAGACAGCACAGACUGUGUUGGUGGUGGUAGUGGUAUUUGGCAUCUCCUGGCUGCCGCAUCACGUGAUUCAUCUCUGGGCUGAAUUUGGAGUUUUCCCACUGACUCAAGCCUCCUUUCUCUUCAGAGUAACAGCACACUGCCUGGCUUACAGCAAUUCUUCUGUGAACCCGAUUAUAUACGCAUUUCUCUCUGAAAAUUUUAGGAAGGCCUACAAACAAGUCUUCAAAUGCCAGAUAGGCAACGAGUCACCUCUGAAUGACGCCAAGGAAAAUAGAAGUCGAAUAGAUACACCACCGUCUACCAACUGUACACAUGUGUGAACUUUAAAAAGUCAUAAAAUGUUGACUUCUCAUUUGUAUGAACCAAACACCUAGAAAACAAAGCACAAUGAGCUUUAUCCUGGGUUUAUCUUGAUGAAGCUAUUCAGUAUGUAAUGGACUGAAGUUGCAUUUGUAGUGAAAGUUUGUGAAACUGGUAUGAAAGAAAGAUCCUUUGCAUCUUAGCUUUGUCAAAUGAAGCUCUUGGACCUUUAAAAGAUACUUGAGAAAAAAUGUUGGAGAUAUGUGUGUGUCUAAGCACAUGGUGUGUAAACAUUCUUGUAUACAAGAAGGAAACGUUGACAUGGACAAGUAACUUUCUGACAUCUUACUCCAUAGAAGUGAAGAGAUGGCUAAAU